Molecule: messenger RNA, 285 nt
Organism: Dentiscutata heterogama
Lineage: Eukaryota; Fungi; Glomeromycota; Glomeromycetes; Diversisporales; Gigasporaceae
Source: the annotation of a GenBank genome assembly
CCAUUAAUUCAACCAACACGCGAAUACUUAGAUAAACUUACUAUCCCAGAUAUAGAAAUAUGCUGUAGUGAAAGCGAUAUCCAAAUAACUAAAUGUGUUUUCACAUUUGAUAACUGGACUUUAACUACAUUUGAUAAUUGUACUAAAUUUAUUAAACGUUCUCCUCGUAUAAAGGAUAAUAUAUAUUGUUAUCUUUUCGAGAAUUUUGAAAAUAAUGAUGCUUAUUUUGAGAGUAAUAAAACUUAUUCUUUUGGUAACCCUGAUAUUAACCUCACGGGUCCAUGG